Brenthis ino (lesser marbled fritillary) is the source of this 297-nucleotide messenger RNA. The record is from the annotation of a GenBank genome assembly. NCBI's taxonomy places the organism in Eukaryota, Metazoa, Arthropoda, Insecta, Lepidoptera, Nymphalidae.
AUGCGCGUAGUAAAGACCAAACAAUGUUUGGACAACGGAAUAAUCAUUUAUGGAUUCAAAUUCACAAACGAUAUUCUGGUGUUUGUGAACCUGGAACAGGCCCUCGUGUUAUCAGCAAAACCACAGGGGAGGUGCAAAGGCCCGUGCAGAGGGCCCUUUGAACCGCCAGAUGCCAGCUCGGCAAAUGCUCAGAGCUGCGCGCCCAAACAAAUCGCGGCCGUCUGCAUCUCGCCAGUAAGUCUGUACUUCACGCUAGCAGCCUCUCUCACCAUUACUGACUUAAUAUUACAAACUUUG